This is a messenger RNA of Phalaenopsis equestris, 2987 nucleotides long. RefSeq names its product nucleolar complex protein 3 homolog. The record is from RefSeq and is a predicted model, not a curated record. Gene Ontology annotation, biological process: DNA replication initiation. Lineage: Eukaryota; Viridiplantae; Streptophyta; Magnoliopsida; Asparagales; Orchidaceae. Gene Ontology annotation, cellular component: nucleolus. Gene Ontology annotation, molecular function: chromatin binding.
CCUUCUUUGCCCUCCCGAAACCCUCGCCUCCAUCCUCCCCCUCCUUUCGCCCAAACUUCCCAUUUCUGCCGAAAACCAUCUUUUAUCUCUCUCCUCUCCCGGUCGCCCCAAAACCAUCGCCUUCUUAAACGAACCUUCGCUAUGCAGUCGCCAUCAUAGCUAACUAGGAAGGCAACGGCGGGAUUGUGGCUUACAGCGACCACCGAAACUCCCAUCCUUCUCAUCCGCCCGCUCCGCUCUUACCAGAAACCAUUGAGGAAGGAUUCAGCUUAAUUCCUGCGUAAAUCCUGCUUAAAACCGGCUACCAAACAGCCCGGCAGUCAUCUCCAUCAUAGCCGCAUCACAUAAUUCCGGUCCCGACCCAUCCAAAGGCAAUACUUUUACAGACCAACAGCAACCCUUCAGAAUCCCUUCUCCCGUCUCAUUUACUACUUUUCUCUUGGCCUAUUUCACCAUUACUUGAUUUUGGAAUUUGAAUGGGAAAGAAGAAGAAGGUAAACCUUCCACCACAGCUUCCGCCGGAUAUCCCAGAUGAAGAAAUUGAGGUUUCUGAUGAGGAUUUGGAUUUCGUGAAAAAAAAUAUUGAAUACGCUGGCUUCCUUACAAAGCUUGACGCUAAUUUGAUCAACAGGCAUGUAUCUCGAGUUGCUGAUUACAAGGAAGACGAGCUAGAAGCAAUAUAUGAGAGGAAGAAAAAGAAAGCUGAUUUGAAGAAAGCGAGGGAGGAGGAGGGCCUUCAAGUAGACCGUGUGGAUGCUCUGCCCAUUAAGACUUUAGAAGGAGAGUUGUGUUACCGAACAGUGGAAGAACCAAAUAUUGUACAUAAGGAUGAUGGGCCUGCAUCCGAGGUCAAAGAGCAUGAUAGUGAUAAAGGUUUGGUGAAACUUACAAAAGCAGAACGAAGGCAAAAAUUGAAGAAAAGUAAAAAGGAGGCUAAAAGGCAAGCAAAAGACGAAGUCAAAGCGACUCUUGUUGAAGGUCUACACUCAGAUGUCUUGGCUAAGGUGGAGGAGGACCUUUCAGCUCAAGAUCUAUUUGCUCGAAAGAAGGUUAGGCUUGCAGAAGUAGGAAUGACAUUGCUCGAGAAUCCUGAGUUGAAUAUUAAAUCCUUAAAAGAUUUGCUGCAUAUCUGUAGCGACGAGGAUCAUAAUAUCGUUAAACUUGGGCUUAUGUCUGUAGUAGCUGUUUUCAAGGACAUUAUUCCCGGCUACCGAAUUCGGUUGCCAACUGAAAAAGAGCUGGAGAUGAAAGUGUCAAAAGAUGUGCUACAAACACGUUUUUAUGAAUCUACCCUUCUAAGCUCAUACAAGGCUUACCUUCAAAAGUUGAUAGCCUUCGAGAAAGAUCCCUCUUUCCACCGCCUUGCAGUGCGGUGCAUGUGUAUUUUACUAGAUGCUGUGCCUCACUUCAACUUCCGUGAGAAUUUAGUGGCUGUGGUUGUCAGGAAUAUAAGCUCUGCAGAUAAUGUCGUAAGGAAAUUAUGCUGUGAAACUAUAAAAUCAGUAUUUACCAAUGAGGGAAAGCAUGGCGGCCAAGUUACCUUAGAAGCCGUUCGGUUGAUUUCAGAUCUUGUAAAGGCCCAUGAUUGCCAGCUCCAUCCAGACAGCAUAGAAGUAUUUUUGUCAUUGUUUUUUGACGAAGAUCUUGGAAAAUCCGAGCCUAAGGAAGAGAAAAGGGAAAAACUAUCAAAGAAGAAAAAGCGAAAGCAACAUCUUGAGCAAUCAAAUCAGCUUCCAAUGAGUGAAGGUAAGAGGAGGAAACAUGAAUUAAUGACCAAGACAAGAGAAGAGUUAAGUGCAGAUUUGAAGUCCGUAUCUUUUGCUCCUGAUAGUGAUGAACGAAGGAGGACACAGUCUGAAAUACUAUCUGCAAUUUUUGGGACAUACUUUCGCAUUCUAAAGCAUUCUAUGGAUCCCUCUUUUCAAAGGUCUAUGCUGAAUGAUAAUUCUUCAUCCACUGGUCCUGGGCCUCGUCCUCUUCUUGGUCCUUGUCUGAUGGGCUUGGGGAAGUUCGCACAUUUGAUCGAUUUGGAUUUUUUAGGCGAUUUAAUGAGUUGCCUGAAAAAGCUUGCCGGAUAUAAUGAAUCUUUCAAUGAUAAUCCCUUAGGUAGCUUGUCAGUUUCUGAGAAACUCCAAUGCUGCAUAGUGGCAUUCAGGGUGAUGAGGAACAAUUUAGAUGCACUGAAUGUUGAUCUUCAGGAGUUUUAUGUUCAGCUCUAUAAUCUACUACUGGAAUACAGGCCUUUCAGAGACCGGGGUGAUGUUCUGGCUGAAGCACUGAAGACCAUGCUUUGGGAAGGAAAGCAGCAUGAUAUGCACAGAGCAGCUGCUUUUAUAAAACGUCUAGCUACAUUUGCUUUGAGUUUUGGUUCGUCUGAGGCAAUGGCAGCCUUGGUAACACUGAAGCAUCUUCUCCUGAGAAAUAGCAAGUGCCGUAGUCUGCUGGAGAAUGAUCCUGGUGGCGGCUCGCUCUCUGGUUUAGUUGUGAAAUACAAACCAGAGGCUUCAGACCCACAUCUAAGCGGCGCUCUCGCCUCCGUUCUCUGGGAGCUCAGCCUCGUUUCCAAGCACCACAAUCCCUCCAUAUCUGGAAUGGCUUCAGGCAUAUCAGCCAUGACGACGAUGAAUCCCUCGCAGACUCAAGCUUACCUCUCCGCCCUUUCUCCUGUAAAUGCCUUCGACGACUCACAGAUCGAGCGCGAGCUUCUCAAAGCUCUAAACAGAAAAUCUUCUUUCAAGCAGAGAAGUAAAAAAAUGGGGAGUGAGGAGUUUGUUGCCAUCGAUGCAGAGAAAGUUCGCGGCUUGGAGAAGGAAGAGGACGAGGAUGUUAUCGAGAGGAAGUUUGAAGAGCAUUUUAUGGUGCUUAGAGACAUUGGAGAGAAUGAGAAGUUGAGGUUGGAGCUCGGUAGAGUAUCUUCGGCUUUGAGCUUAUAUGAAGAAUAUAAGCAGCAGAGAAAGCCGAAGCAGAAGAAGCAGAAGAAGCAGAAG